AUGGAGAACAAGGCCAUGUACCUGAGCACAUAUGAGGAGAGAGAAAACGGCUCCAUGUACGAAGAGGCCUACGAUGGACACAACUUGUCCAAACUCAACCUGUGUGACGAAGGUUCUGGAAAGCGUCGCAGGAAGCAGGACCAGUGCUGCACUCACCUCAACUCGCUCUCAGCCAUCAAAUACGCCAUUGUUUCCCUCUACAUCCUGGUUCUUCUCACCAUCUUUGGACUCUGCCUGACAGUCUCUCGCUCCCAGGUGUCCUCGCAGCGACAGGAAGUGCUGAUGGAGAACGUCACCCGGAUGUCGGAGCGCUCUCGGCUGCUGCAGCAGAACCUGGGCGAGGCGUCCACGCAGGCCGACCUCCUGGAGAACAUCUGGAAACUGGAGAACCUCUUCCAGAACCACAGCGACUGGCUGCAGAGGCUGGAGAUCCUCAUCAAGGGCGUGAAGGUGGAGCUCAGGAGCAUCCAGGCGUACUCUCUCCAGUCCGAGGGCUACCUGGUGCAGCUGGACGACAGGUUGUCCUCCCUGAGCAGCUCCGCCUCCAGGAACCUGACGGGCUUGAUCGCGGAGGUGACCCGAGCGUCCACCUGGCUCCGCGACCAGGACCGCAUGCUCCGGGAAACCUCAGGGAAGGUGAGCGGGCUGAGAGAGAAACUGGACGACGUCAACUGGACGGUGGGAGCUGUCAAUCACACCUUCAGCAAUGACAUCAGCGUCCACAACCUGAAGAUACAGGACUUACAGAUCCAGAUCAGCAACAUCACGGAGGACACCAGCAGUUUGUGGGUGACCCACAUCCACACGGAGGCGCAGCUGAGGAACGAGAUGGAGAUCCUGAACACCAUCACUGAGGACCUCCGUCUGAAGGACUGGGAGCACUCCCUCAGCCUGAAGAACCUCACCAUCCUGGAAGGGCCUCCGGGACCUAAGGGAGAUAGGGGUGACACUGGACCAUUCGGGGCCCCUGGGGCCCCUGGCUUGACUGGCCUAAGAGGGUUCACGGGAGAAAAAGGCCUCCAGGGCCCGCGUGGCGUUAAAGGGUCGGUCGGGGUCGAAGGCGUUCAAGGAGAAAAAGGAGAUGUUGGACCUGCUGGGCCUAGAGGUGACAGAGGAGAACGGGGGCAAAGGGGGGAGAAAGGGGAUCGGGGAGACCAAGGAGAGAAAACAGUGGAGGAGACCCUGGUGCGGUUGGUGAACGGGUCGGGUCCUCACGAAGGCCGCGUGGAGGUUUUCCACGAACGCCGCUGGGGGACGGUGUGUGACGACACCUGGGACAAAAAGGACGGAGACGUGGUGUGCAGGAUGCUGGGAUACCGAGGAGCGUCCGAGGUCCACAAGACCGGACGCUUCGGACUCGGAACUGGUCUGAUCUGGAUGGACGACGUGGCGUGCACAGGGACGGAGGACACCAUCCACCAGUGCAACUUUCCUGGCUGGGGCAAAACCAACUGCGGCCACGUUGAGGACGCUGGCGUCACCUGCAGCGUCUAA
Messenger RNA from Limanda limanda (common dab), 1494 nucleotides. RefSeq names its product scavenger receptor class A, member 5 (putative) (gene scara5). Gene Ontology annotation, cellular component: plasma membrane. The coding region runs from base 1 to 1494 and encodes 497 amino acids. Gene Ontology annotation, biological process: iron ion transmembrane transport. Gene Ontology annotation, molecular function: ferritin receptor activity. NCBI's taxonomy places the organism in Eukaryota, Metazoa, Chordata, Actinopteri, Pleuronectiformes, Pleuronectidae. The record is from RefSeq and is a predicted model, not a curated record. The transcript is spliced from 11 exons.